Messenger RNA from Xyrauchen texanus (razorback sucker), 896 nucleotides. RefSeq names its product histone H2B-like. Gene Ontology annotation, molecular function: structural constituent of chromatin; DNA binding; protein heterodimerization activity. Gene Ontology annotation, cellular component: nucleosome. The transcript has a single exon. Lineage: Eukaryota; Metazoa; Chordata; Actinopteri; Cypriniformes; Catostomidae. The record is from RefSeq and is a predicted model, not a curated record. Bases 343 to 762 code for a protein of 139 amino acids.
UUACGAAUUGCUUACAUUACGGAUAGCAUCGUGCAAAACUGUAACCAAUCCAUUAUAUUUCUUCAGCACCUCAUAUGUCUUUUUUUAAUAAUACAAAACAAAAUGAGUGGGAGAAUGAAACAAAGGAAACUGCAUCAUGUGGGGGAUGGUAAUUUUCAAACAGGAAGAGAUAGGUGGGACUAAUAUUAGGAAGUCUUUGAUUGGCUCUCUUUCCUGUCCGUCAAACUUUGAGCUGUCCAAUGAUAUCAUGUAAUGGGUGUGGCCAAUGAAGACACGCAAUCAGAGGAAGCGCCUCGUCUCCUUGUACAAUUAGCAUAUAGGAGGAAAUAAUAGUGCCUGUCCAUGGAAUAUAACACUGUAUUUGUAAAGUUUACUCUACAGAUCAUCAUGCCUGAACCAGUGAAGUCCGCACCGAAGAAAGGAUCCAAGAAGGCCGUCACUAAGACCGCCGCUAAAGGAGGAAAGAAGCGUAAGAGGACCAGGAAGGAGAGUUACGCUAUCUACGUGUACAAAGUCCUGAAGCAGGUUCAUCCUGACACCGGUAUCUCCUCCAAGGCGAUGGGAAUCAUGAACUCCUUCGUCAACGACAUCUUCGAGCGCAUCACCGGUGAGUCAUCUCGUCUCGCUCACUACAACAAGCGCUCCACCAUCACCUCGAGAGAGAUCCAGACCGCCGUGUGUCUGCUGCUGCCCGGUGAACUGGCCAAACAUGCCGUGUCUGAGAUCACAAAGGCCGUCACCAGGUACACCAGCUCCAAGUAAAGUGUGAUGAAGCUUGCAGCGACACCAAAGGCUCUUUUAAGAGCCACCCAUGUACUCGUCUAAAGAGCUUCUUUAAUUUCCCACAAUAUUAGUGAUUGCGGAACACGUGGACAUGAUGUCUUGAACCAAGCGUA